AAAAGCAUCAAGCACAGUGUCCACAAAUAAAUCACCUACAAUCUAGUUAUCCUCAUCAACAUAAACUCUAUCUACAGUAUUUUUAAAUUUAAAAAUUUAUUAUUUUGUAAUUUUUAAUGACCACAACUCUCACUAUUUGCCACGUGUUCAUCUUAGUUUCACCAUCAUACGUGUACUCUCUCCUUAUAUAUAGGUAACUAUGUUGAUCAAAUCAUAACAAAAAAACCAACACACAACACAAAAACAACACAUAACACUAAGAAAACCACCUUGAUAUUUCAGAAUUUUCAGAAAAGAACACAAAAACAGAAAACAUGGCUGAAAGUGGUGGCGGCAGAACUGAACCUUUUAUUGAUCAAGAAGUUUCAAAUGGUUCUUGGAGACUCAAUGUCAAAGAGUUUCAUCUACCAAGACAAAAUAAUGUUGUUGAUCAUCAAAACAAAUCUUCGUUUAGUUUUAAUGGUCUUCUUCGUAAGCCUAGGAAGCAACGCAAGGUGGCGGAGUAUUACAAGAAACAGGAGAGACUUCUUGAAGGUUUUAAUGAAAUGGAGGCUAUGCAUGAAACUGGUUUUUACCCUGGAGGUCUCACCGAGGACGAAAUGAAGCAACUUGCAAAGAGCGAGAGGAUGGCAGUUCAUAUCUCAAAUGCAUGUAACUUAGUGCUGUUUGCUGCAAAGGUUUUCGCGUCAAUUGAGAGCAGAUCAUUAGCAGUCAUUGCAUCAACACUAGAUUCUCUUUUGGACCUUUUGUCGGGUUUCAUAUUGUGGUUUACUUCUCAUGCCAUGAGAAAGCCAAACCGUUAUCACUAUCCGAUUGGAAAGAAACGCAUGCAACCAGUGGGUAUCAUUGUUUUUGCAUCCGUGAUGGCAACCUUGGGCUUACAGAUUUUGAUCGAGUCCGGUCGGCAAAUUAUUGCAAAGGCUAAGCCUGAAAUGGAUCCAGUAAAGGUGAAUUGGAUGAUCGGGAUUAUGGUAUCCGUGACUGUAGUGAAAUUCAUUCUUAUGGUAUACUGUCGAAGAUUUAAAAAUGAAAUCAUCAAAGCAUAUGCACAAGAUCAUUUAUUCGAUGUCAUUACUAAUUCUGUCGGAUUAGCUGCUGCUGUUCUAGCUGUCAAGUAUUACUGGUGGAUUGAUCCAACAGGAGCUAUUGUUAUUGCAUUAUAUACAAUCAACACAUGGACAAAGACAGUGAUUGAGAAUGUUUGGUCACUCAUCGGAAGAACAGCACCACCCGAUUUCUUGGCAAAGUUAACAUACCUUAUAUGGAACCACCAUGAACAAAUCAAACACAUUGACACAGUUAGAGCAUACACAUUUGGUGCACAUUACUUUGUGGAAGUUGACAUUGUUUUGCCAGAAGACAUGUUUCUAAACCAAGCACACAACAUUGGUGAAACACUUCAAGAAAAGCUAGAACAACUUCCAGAAGUUGAAAGAGCUUUUGUUCAUAUUGAUUUUGAGUUCACUCAUAGACCUGAGCAUAAGACAUCAGUAUGAUGAUGUUGGAAUGGAAGAGAGUUUCUUUUAACAGCUUUUGUUUUUUCAUGAUAGUUUUUGUUUCAAGACAAGUAACAGCUUUUGGUUUAUCGAUAUGGUUAUAGUUGUUGAUACAUCUGAUAAUAAUUACUGUCUUUAAUCUAUAUGUGAUGUGAAAGACAUAAAUAAGAUUUGAUUGAGACAAAAA
Molecule: messenger RNA, 1683 nt
Organism: Trifolium pratense (red clover)
Lineage: Eukaryota; Viridiplantae; Streptophyta; Magnoliopsida; Fabales; Fabaceae
Product: metal tolerance protein 10-like
Exons: 6
Coding region: 315-1496 (393 amino acids)
Biological process (GO): transmembrane transport; monoatomic cation transport
Cellular component (GO): membrane
Molecular function (GO): monoatomic cation transmembrane transporter activity
Source: RefSeq, a predicted model, not a curated record